AGUGCCGCACGCGCAGGAUGGCGGCCGUCUCCAUGGCGGAGCGGCGCUCUAGCCCGCCUAGACGCGUCUCGGUUGUGCGGCGCGUCGGGUAAUUGUGUCCGUGUCGGCCCCGCCCCUUCCCCGCGGCGGAGCGGAACCUGGGUGUGCGGCGCACGGAGCCGGCCGGGCGGGGAGGCCGGAGCGGGGCGAGGAUGAGCGUCAAGCAGGUUACGUGCAGGUACUACGUGCAGGGAGUGUGCCGCGAGGGAAGCAAGUGUCUGUUCUCGCACGACCUGUCCAGCAGCAAGUCCUCCACCAUCUGCAAGUAUUACCAGAAGGGGCAGUGCGCCUAUGGAGCCCGCUGCAGGUACGACCACAUCAGGCUCCCCGCCUCGGGGGGUGCAGCAGCUCCUGUGCCUCCUCCCAUGGCAUCAGCAGCGCUGCUCAGCCCUCGCCCUGCACCAGAGCGCAGUGCACCUGCAACCAAGAGCAAGCAGCGUGAGAAUGGCAAACGGGAGAAGAAAACACUUGUUCUCAGGGACAGAAACCUGUGUGGCUUGAAUGAAGAGAAGGAAAAAGCCAGUGCAACGAAUGAUGUGAUGUGUUGCAGUGACAAAAACGAUAAUGUGGAAAUGAAGCCCCAUUCAUACUUGGAAGCUAUUUGCAGUGGGCUGGAAGAUCCAGUAGCUGGAAGUUCCUUUGGUGAUGGAGAGCAGCUGUGUCCUUAUGCUGCAGCAGGAGCGUGCCACUUUGGGGACCGCUGCCUUUACCUGCAUGGGGACGUGUGUGAAAUAUGUGGGCUGCAAGUGCUUCACCCUUUUGACCAAGAACAGAGGAAAGCUCAUGAGAUGAUGUGCAUGGCAACGUUUGAGCAUGAGAUGGAGAAGGCUUUUGCCUUUCAGGCAAGUCAGGACAAAGUGUGCAGCAUCUGCAUGGAAGUGGUGUAUGAAAAGCCAUCAGCCUCAGAGAGGAGGUUUGGGAUCCUCUCCAACUGCAAUCACACAUACUGUUUGUCCUGCAUCCGGCAGUGGAGGUGUGCCAAGCAGUUUGAGAAUCCAAUCAUAAAGUCUUGCCCAGAGUGCCGUGUGAUAUCGGAGUUCGUCAUUCCCAGCGCUUAUUGGGUAGAAGACCAGGAGAAAAAAAAUGAGCUGAUUGAAGCAUUUAAGCAGGGAGUGGGGAAAAAACCCUGCAAAUACUUUGAACAAGGGAAAGGAACUUGUCCAUUUGGAGGGAAGUGUCUUUACCUUCAUGCCUAUCCAGAUGGGACACGAGCUGAACCUGAGAAACCAAGGAAACAGCUCAGCUCUGAGGGAACCGUGCGGUUCUUCAAUUCUGUUCGUCUGUGGGACUUUAUUGAAGACAGAGAAAGUAGGACUGUGACCAGUACAGAUGAUCAAGUAACAGAACUUGGAGAACUUUUCAUGCACCUUUCUGGGGCUGAGGAGGAUUCUGCUACUUCUCAAUAAAGGCAAGCGAAUGUGCUUUCUUCUGUA
Molecule: messenger RNA, 1472 nt
Organism: Tympanuchus pallidicinctus (lesser prairie-chicken)
Lineage: Eukaryota; Metazoa; Chordata; Aves; Galliformes; Phasianidae
Gene: MKRN2
Product: makorin ring finger protein 2
Exons: 8
Coding region: 192-1445 (417 amino acids)
Biological process (GO): protein polyubiquitination
Molecular function (GO): ubiquitin protein ligase activity; metal ion binding
Source: RefSeq, a predicted model, not a curated record